AGCCUCGCCCCCUGGUGGCCAAGCGGAAGUGUACUCGUAUCUCUCAGUGCGGAGGCAUUCGCUCGAUAAUGCUCUUUAAUUCAUGUAACGCGGACAGAAAAUCAACCGAAAUGCGCGCAAAUGUGCACGGCGUUAACUGUACUCAGAGUGGAGAAGCAGGAAUGCGGAAGUGAGGUUCCUCGGGCCGGUUCUCCGCAGCGCGAGGCAAAUGGGCUGCGAUAUUCUUCAGUCGAGUAGUGACGGGAAACCUCUGGAAAAACACACGUUCAGGGCUGCGCCGUUUCAGCCUCAAACUGUAGGCUGAACUGUUUCACUCCUUCACCCCAAAAAAAAAAAAGGAACCGUAACUGACCAGAGCUGAGAGUUUCAUUUCGCCGCGAAGAGCAUUCCUUAGGCUCUUAUUAUUAUUAUUAUUAUUAUUAUUAUUAUUAUUAUUAUUAUUAUUAUUAUUUCAGACCGUGACUCGGGCGCAGUAAGAAGAUCCCGCAGGAGCUACAUGUGACACAUUUCUGUGAAUUAUUUAAUCUCUUUGCGCCCCGCGUCACACGCCGACACGAACGACAUCCAGCAGAAAUUACAAAUGGAGGACUGGGAGUGAGCAUGCGUGUGCUGGGAGACGAAGAGCUGCGCGCUGGGGCCGCAGUCGAGGCGACGCUGUGCUGAGCGAGCGGCCCGGACAGUCAUGCGGCGGUGGGGGAGGAUCGGAGCAGGGAGCUCGCAGCGCAUUUCACGUUUCGCAAUAACUUUGAUGCCCCGUAGCGCAGGGCUCUAACAUGACAACAGGCCAGGGGUUCAAAACUUAGCCCACACUGUGUUACGCGCUUUUACGCAAAGUCGCGGUUUCUCCUGGCGCGCUAAGAGGCAUUACAGGCAGCUAAUUCCUUCUCAACUUUGCCAAUCUGGAGUGUAAUUGGAGUGUUCUUAUAUGACAAGACAUUAGGGUUAUGUCUUAAACAUUAGCACAUUAGUGAUUAAUCGAAAUUAAUUCAGCGUAAGGUAGACUGGAUGUGCUCUGCGAUGAUCUAAUUUACGCCGAAUAAUCGGGGCCAAAUCGACGCAACGCCCAUGACUUGCCUGACUUUACACUGAUCCUCUUCUCGCCCCAAAUGGCAUCGUUCCCCGAUUCCGACGUGCAGACGUGUCCGCUGUGUAAGGAGCUGUGUGGCUCCUCUGCUCCGAUCUCCUCCAGUUCAUCUACCUCCUCCUCAUCAUCGCAGACCUCCAACUCGUCUACUACCUCGUCCACACGAAGACUGCACGUCCUGCCGUGCCUGCACGCCUUCUGCAGGUCGUGCCUGGAGAGCCUGAGGAGCAACGGAGACCCGCUCAAGCUCCGCUGCCCCACUUGCGACCAAAAAGUACCCAUGUCCGAGUCGGGCUUGGAUGCGCUGCCGUCGUCCAACUUCAUGUUCAGCAGCUUGCUGGACGUGGUGGUGUCCGCCGAGGAUCAGGGCACGAGCAGCUGCAUAGGGAGCGGGGGUCUUCUCCGUGCUCAGCACGUGCUCUCGGAGCCGCAGUGCAGCUCGUGCGAUGAAGGGAACGGCGCGAGCUCGCACUGCCUCGACUGCCAGGAGUACCUGUGCGACAACUGCGUGCGCGCGCACCAGCGCGUCCGUCUCACCAAAGACCACUUCAUCGAGAGCCUGGCGGAGAACCUGCACAUGCCGGGACGCACCGGGGGCCACGGCACACCGCUCAGCCUCUCCCAGGCGUUUCACAACUUCUCACUGCUUCCGGUUUUCCAGGACCGAAUGGACUACUGUCAGCAGCACGACAACGCGGUGCUGCGUUUUUUCUGUGAGAUUUGCUCUGUGCCCAUCUGUAGGGAGUGCAGUGUGGGGAGACAUGUGGGUCACACUGUGUCCUACCUGCAGGACGUGUUGCAUGACUCCAGAGCGCUCACCAUCCAGCUGCUCGCAGAUGCACAGCAGGGACGACAGGCCGUGCAGCUAAGCAUUGAGAAAGCACAAGCCAUCGCUGAGCAGGUGGAACUGAAGGCCAAGGUGGUGCAGACAGAGGUGAAGACCACCACGCUGCGUCACAAGAAAGCCCUGGAGGAGCGCGAGUGUGAGCUGCUGUGGAAGUUGGAAAAGAUCCGCCAGGUGAAGGCCAAGUCCCUGUACCUUCAGGUAGAGAAGCUUCACCAGAACCUCACCAAGCUGGACAGCACCAUUUCCACAGUCACAAAGGUGCUGGAGGAAGGUCGCAACAUAGACAUCCUACUAGCACGUGAGCACAUGCUGAAUCAGCUGCAGGAGCUCAAAGCACUGCGCUGCAUUCUGCAGCCACAGGAGGACGAUCGCAUUAUGUUCACACCUCCAGAUCAGGCGCUUCUGAUCGCCAUCCAGUCCAUGGGACUGAUAAGCAGUGGAGCCUUUGCAUCAGCCACCAAAGCCCAUGGGGAAGGUCUCAAGAGAGCUCUGCAGGGAAAAUUAGCUUCCUUUACCGUAGUGGCAUAUGACCAUGAUGGAGAACCACGGUUGUCUGGUGGAGAUGGUGUAUCAGUGGUCUUGAUGAGUCCAGAGGGAAACCUCUCUAGUGCAGAUGUGUCUGACCACCAAGAUGGCACCUACACGGUUAGCUACCUGCCCAAGAGUGAAGGUGAGCAUCUUCUUUCUGUGCUUAUCUGCAACCAGCACAUUGAGGGAAGCCCCUUCAAAGUCAUGGUCAAAUCUGGCCGCAGCUACGGAGGUAUUGGUCUGCCUGUUGCAUCCUUUGGUGGAGAGGGUGACGGAGAUGGACAGCUGUGUCGACCCUGGGGCAUCUGUGUUGAUAAGGAAGGCUAUGUGAUCGUGGCUGACCGAAGCAACAAUCGCAUACAGAUCUUCAAGCCAUGUGGCACCUUUCAUCACAAAUUUGGCACUUUGGGCUCACGACCUGGCCAGUUUGACCGACCUGCAGGGGUUGCCUGUGACAGCCAGAGAAGAAUCAUUGUGGCUGACAAGGACAAUCACCGGAUCCAGAUCUUCACCUUUGAUGGCCAGUUCCUCCUCAAGUUUGGUGAAAAGGGAACCAAAAACGGGCAGUUCAACUACCCCUGGGACGUAGCUGUCAAUUCGGAGGGGAAGAUUCUGGUCUCGGACACGCGCAACCACCGAGUACAGCUGUUCGGCCCUGAUGGGGUGUUCAUCAACAAGUAUGGUUUUGAAGGUGCCCUCUGGAAGCAUUUCGACUCACCUCGAGGAGUUGCCUUCAACCAGGAAGGUCACCUAGUGGUGACUGACUUCAACAAUCAUCGCCUGCUCGUCAUCAGGCCUGACUGCCAGUCUGCUCGCUUUCUUGGCUCUGAGGGAACAGGUAACGGGCAGUUCUUGCGUCCACAAGGCGUAGCUGUGGAUCAAGAGGAUCGCAUUAUCGUGGCUGACUCCCGUAACCAUCGUAUUCAGGUGUUUGAACCCAAUGGCAACUUCUUAUGCAAGUUUGGGACUCAGGGUAGUGGCUUCGGGCAGAUGGAUCGCCCAUCAGGUAUAGCCGUUACCCCUGACGGAAUGAUUGUAGCCGUUGACUUUGGAAACAAUCGUAUCCUCAUCUUUUGAACUAGUGUUCAAGGUUAGAAAUAUAUGGUGGCUGAGGAGGAAAAAAGGUGGUUUAGGUACACAAUUAUCAGGAGCAAACAUGGCUGAAUGUUGACAAUGUGGCAGUAAUGUGUAGAUUCUUUUGUACUCAUCUAUAUCUAUUUAUCCUGAUUGUAGUAUGAUUUGUGCUGCUGGCGGAAGUGUUCAUCUUGUGCACACGCCAUUUAUCAAAGAGAAGGAGUAGAGCAAAAGACUGGUUGCUAGUAGUGUUGCUAUUUUGCUCUUGAUCUGAGUCUUGAAAUCUUUAUUUGUUUGAUUUUUUUCUCAGGGAAUUUCCAGCAUUCUUGAAACAUUUUUCUCUCUCUGCAUUAUACCUACCUCAUCUAGCUUGUGUAUGAAUGUAUUCUCUUGUGUGUGCAGCGUCUGUGAAGUUUUAUAAAGACGUCUACCUCAGUGCUAUUUUUAUUUGUCAGAGAACAUAACAUAAGAAAUGAAGCAAUGUUUGGUUGAUAUUUGCACAGUUCGCACAAAUUUCUCCUGAUUGUUACUGUGCACAAAACACAGGUAGGACCCCUGAAUGUUUGAGUACAGUGACGCAGUAGACCAGGGCUGCAUGUUGGCGGAAACAUUUGGAUAAUGUUUGGAUAAAUCUACUGUUUUGUGUUAUGUUUUUAAAUCGGUUUUCAUUUGUCGUACCUCAUCUAAACUUCUUACCUCAUAACCUAAAUGUACCUCUGUGUACAAAUGCCUCAUUGUACAUACCUCACUUUGUGUUGAUUUCCUUUAAAGAUAUGUAAGUCUCCCGAAAUGCAUGAUGGCUUAUAGGAUGGCUAGUAAGGCUUUUUUUCUGAAUUACUGGUAGGUCUGUUAGUAUAGAUUCAAGCCCAGAGUUUAAGCAAUGCAAGAAACUACUUGCUCCCUUUUCUGAAAAUGUUUUACAAAUGUUAUAGAAAAAGAGGAAAAGAGCAGAGAUAGUUGUAUGAAGAUUUGAAUUGUUUUUGGGACCUGGGAUAGAAUUGAAUCAUCCCAUUUUUUUGAUUAUUUCUGUAUGUCUUAUGUAUUUUUUUUAAACAUCAUCUAGCACCAUUUAAGAUGAAGUGAUUAUCAGAAUGAUUGGUUGGCACGUUGGUUUGCUGACUGGCUGUUGCUGCAAGCUUGGAUGUAAUCCAAACCCUAUAGGACGACAUAGUUUGCUUUGAUAAAAAAAAAAAAAAGUCCUUUCUGAAUGUCUGAAAUCUAUUUAUUGGCCAAGAAAGAGCUCUAAAAGUAAGAGCUGAAUUAGAUCUCCUCAAAGACCAUUUGCUCAGUCAGUGGAACACAGUUUGAAAACAUCAAUAAUCAACUGAGUGUGGUCUAAAAUAAGAGAUUUGUUUCUUUAUUUGUGGGGGAACCACUUUAAUGAUUUAAUGGUUGCCUGCUUUUCCUGAAUGUUGAUCAAAAAGAAAGCAUUUGAAAGCAACAAAAAAGAUGAGCACUGACAUCCUGACAUGUUUUCCUCUUUAUUUUAGCCCAUCUACAGAAAAGUCAUGUAAUGAAAAACCCAUCUGAAACUACAAGGAAAGUUUCGGUGAGAGACAGUGAAGAAUGUACAUUCUAGUACCUGCCAUAUCCUGACCACAUGCCCUUUCCAGGGCCUAAAUCCCAAAGCUGAUCUGUCAGGUGUUGCUUUUGUUUAGCUCCUUGUCUGGAUGGGCAUUUUCUGUUUUAAGCUGUUUCUGCAGAUGAAAUUUAUGAGAGCUCUUUUUUUCUGAUGGCGUGUACAUGUCUCAGGUAAAGACAAGUACAUUUACAAGAUGUAUGUGGCUUUAAUUUGACGUUAUAGAGGCUCCGCUUGAGCAUUCCAUUUUACGGCAGAACAUUCAAAUUCAAAAGUACCCAAAAAAAGCACAGCAGCAUUUUAAUAAACAAAACACCUAGUCCCUUAUGUUGUGUUGUUAUACUGAUAGUCUUUUGCAUCUGUUUGCUCAGUCAGAUUUGUCUUUAUGCAGCCCAAGAGUCUACACCUUGCCAAAUAGUAACCAUUGGAAAUGGUCAAGUGCCAAAACAAAGUGUAUGUGGGACGCUUGCUCAGAGGCUGCUCUUAAGAUGGUUUCCUAUCGAAUCAGUUCCUUAGUGCGAUUUCAACUCUAUGGAGCACCUUUUACACUGCAGUACCUUAAUAUGUAUGUUAGUGGAGUCAAAAUCUAACAUUAACUGUGCUGUUGUAUAUGAAGGGCCAUAUUUCCAAAGCAUCAUUGACCUGCUUGUGCACUGGUCCAAAUGCAGUGAUGGAGAUCAGUGGAGAACCUGAUCCCAGAGUCACAGAAUGAAUUAGUGGUGAUUUUACAAAAAAAAAAACCAAAACAUUUAGUUGAGUGCUAGACCUGUCGUGGAACAUGAACAAUGUGAGCAUUGGGCAGUAAUGAGAGAAAUUGCUGCUUCGAAAUCUUCACACUAAUUUCAGUAUUAAUGUCGGCUGUUUGAUUUGUGUUUGACGUUUAGCUGCAGCUCUGUCCCCAGAGAACCAAAGAAAUCUCUAAAAGAGAAACAUUUGCAUGCUUUAAAAGCCCUUGUAGGUAAUUUUAUUUGAAAUGAGGUGAUGAAGCAGACACUUAUUAUUAUAUACCAAAAAAAUGUUGUGGUGGACAUCUUUGAUUACAAGUUUUUUAUUAGUCUUUGAUGGAUAGCUUUACAGAGCAAGGUACUUUGUGUGUGUGUGUGUGUGUGUGUGUGUGUGUGUGUGUGUGUGUGUGUGUGUGUGUGUGUGUGUGAGAGAGAGAGAGAGAGAGAGACUAGGAGAAAGGUUUAAAUUCAUAUGCCUUAACACUGCUGCAUUGUAUUACAACUUUACUUUCCUCUUUUGGAAUUUAAUCAAACUGGAAACUGCCAAAGAGUUUGCUCUAUUGCUUUUUUGGUUUUCAUUUGUUUUUUUUUUUCCCUUUUCCUCCUCUAAUCCCUCACUGAUGAUGUCCUCACAGGUUUGAUAUAACAUUUACACUGAGCUUCACUAAAAUGAAAUGUGGGUAGCAAUGUCCCAGUAGAGUUGAAAUAGCAGUUGUGUUGAUUUGUGCUUGAGAAGAAUACUUUUUCAGUCAUACCGAGGAGCCAUCAUGCGCAGAGGCGUAGGCCUCCAGCGAGCAGCCACACAGAACUUGACCAUCCAGUAUCUCAUCAGUGUAUUUUCUAUGUGUGGUGGUUAUUAGGGAUAAUAAAAGUAAUCUAGUUUAAAUUAGAGAGAUAGUUCAACUUCUUAGACAAUAUGGUGCCAGAACAAUGCAGUAAAUGGGUGCACAUGUCUAAAAGUUAUCAAUCAGACUCGAACAUUGCCCUUCAGAAUGUCUAAUCACAGCAUACUGUCUCACGUUUGGACUUCUGGUCAGUGUCUCUACGGGUUUCCCACCAGUUGUGGUGUAUUCCAGCUUUUGAUCUGUUUCUUAAUCUUAGAAAGGCAGAAGUGUAAACAGUUCAGAAGUGCAUGGUCUUUUUUUUAUGAUUGUAUUACCUAAGAAGAAAAAAAAAAUCCCAAAAACUCAGGUAGCUUUAUAGAGAUUUGAUUCAAAGUCAAUAUUUGUUUCUUACAAUUGGAUAGUAAAUCCUUUGUUAGUACUCCAUAGGAUUUAGUAUCUAUUUUUUUGUGUGUGUAUUAUUGUAUUUAUCUACAAAAAAUAUAUUUGCUGUGUUUAAAUUCAACAGGAUCCUUUACAGCCAAAUUUUACUAUUUGUGUUAAUUUUCAGACCCAGAUUGAGGAAACAAAUUAAUAUCAGAAAAAUAGUCUAAUCAAAUCAGACAAAUGGCACUAGUGCAACAAUGUGGAGAUAUUUUUGAUAAGUGUAAGAUUACAUUGCUUACUUUAUUGAUGAAAGAUAUAUUCAAUGUUCAAUAUAUUACAAAUAUGACAUUUUUCCUCUUAUCAAAAUGUUUGUUUGUUUUGAUGGCAACAAUCCAACCAUUUAUACUGUAGUUUUCAUUAGACUUUCAUUAAUUCCCUGAUCACACAAUUUGGCUGUGAGACAAAUGAAAAGGGACAUGUGGAGAGAUUGCUGCCUAAACUCAGACCUGGCAUCAGUUUUGUUCUUUAAAAUCUGAUUGUUAGGGUAGGAUCAAAAUAGCAAACCCAGAUUCCAGGUCUGUUGUCUUUUUAGGUGGGUGUAACAUUUAGUAUCCUCCAAGAGGUUCUCUUUUGCUCCCUAAGCAGUAUUUACCAUCCAUAAAAUGUCGAUCACAAAAUACUCAUGGAUUUUGGUCUGCUGCUGUACACAGAGAAGGCUGUAUGAAUUAUUUGGUGAUCUACAGUCUUGUGCUUUUGUCUUUGUUGACUUUAAACAUUGUCCUAUGCAUAUUUUGAUUUUAUGUUCAGCUCUUUAUGCUUAAAUAAACUUGUUGGGAUCCUGAA
Messenger RNA from Pangasianodon hypophthalmus (striped catfish), 7888 nucleotides. It is a transcript of the gene trim71, whose product is annotated as tripartite motif containing 71, E3 ubiquitin protein ligase. NCBI's taxonomy places the organism in Eukaryota, Metazoa, Chordata, Actinopteri, Siluriformes, Pangasiidae. Bases 1107 to 3536 code for a protein of 809 amino acids. The record is from RefSeq and is a predicted model, not a curated record. Gene Ontology annotation, biological process: protein polyubiquitination; proteasome-mediated ubiquitin-dependent protein catabolic process. The transcript is spliced from 4 exons. Gene Ontology annotation, molecular function: protein binding; ubiquitin protein ligase activity; zinc ion binding.